Molecule: messenger RNA, 906 nt
Organism: Triticum turgidum subsp. durum (durum wheat)
Lineage: Eukaryota; Viridiplantae; Streptophyta; Magnoliopsida; Poales; Poaceae
Source: the annotation of a GenBank genome assembly
AUGCUGCCGUACGCGACGGCCGGCGAGGCGGAGGCGGCGCUCGGCCGCGCCCUGACGUGGGCGGAGGCCGCGUGGCUCCGCUACUCGGCGUCGGUGCCGGACCGCUACCUUCACUGGCCCAACAUCGCCAUCACAUUGGUCGUCUACACGCUGGCGCCGCUGCCCCUCGCCCUCUUCGACCUCGCCGCGCCGGCCGCCGCCGCACCGUACAAGCUGCAGCCCAAGGUGCAGCACCCGCCGGCCACCUUCUUCCGCUGCUACAUGGACGCCGUUCGGGUCUCGCUGCUCAUCAUCGGACCAUACCAACUCAUCUCGUAUCCUGCCGCCAAGAUAAUGGACAUACGGACGGGACUUCCAUUGCCGUCAAUGGGGGAGAUAGCGGCACAACUGACGGUAUACUUCUUGGUGGAAGACUAUCUGAACUACUGGCUCCAUCGGCUGUUGCACACAAAAUGGGGCUACGAAAAGAUCCACCAUGUUCACCAUGAGUUCACGGCACCUAUGGCGUAUGCCGCAUGGUAUGGACACUGGGCUGAGAUGCUCAUCCUUGCCGUGCCCUCCUUGGCUGGCCCUGCUCUCGUCCCAUGCCAUGUUACCACGCUGUGGAUUUGGUUUGCUGCACGUUUGGUUGAGAGCCUCAACAUACAUAGCGGAUUUAAGUUGCCAUUCAACGCUGAGAAGUAUAUACCGUUCUAUGGAGGGGCGGAGCACCAUGACUACCAUCACUACAUAGGAGGACAGAGCAAGAGCAACUUCGCUCCUGUUUUCACCUACUGUGAUUAUAUUUAUGGAACGGACAAGGGCUACAGAUAUCACAAGGCAACUCUGGCAAAGCUGAAGGAGUUGGCAGGCAGCGACGUUCAGAAAGGAGUCGACAAUGGAUUCAACAAUGGAAAGCAGGACUAG